Messenger RNA from Xiphias gladius (swordfish), 5946 nucleotides. RefSeq names its product glutamate receptor ionotropic, NMDA 2D (gene grin2db). Lineage: Eukaryota; Metazoa; Chordata; Actinopteri; Istiophoriformes; Xiphiidae. Gene Ontology annotation, biological process: long-term synaptic potentiation; excitatory postsynaptic potential; monoatomic ion transport. The coding region runs from base 1 to 5946 and encodes 1981 amino acids. The record is from RefSeq and is a predicted model, not a curated record. Gene Ontology annotation, cellular component: NMDA selective glutamate receptor complex; plasma membrane; postsynaptic density membrane. The transcript is spliced from 17 exons. Gene Ontology annotation, molecular function: transmitter-gated monoatomic ion channel activity involved in regulation of postsynaptic membrane potential; NMDA glutamate receptor activity.
AUGGUCGCCAUACCUACUCUCUCUCUCCUAUUGGUCCUGGCAGAGUGGGCAGGUCUGGUGGACGCCUCCCCCCACCUCCUGCUCCGGCCCAGCCCGCGGGAGCGUGAUGCAGGGGCCAUGAUGAACUUCAACAUCGCCGUGAUCCACGCCGGUGCCACGGUGCAAGCAGAGGCGGCGGUGGCGUGGCCUGGGGGAAGGGUGCUCUACCCCGGCUUCGGCCGGGUAUACGGCUCCCUGGGGGAGAGCGUGGUCACCCAGUGGGGCUCUGCUAACGUCAUCUGGCUACAGGUGAAUGACAGUAGUCCUAAAACCGUGCUGUCCCAGCUGUGUGAGCUGCUAGCGGCGCGGCCCCUGCAGGGUCUGGUUUACGAAGAGGAGAGGCCGCCUCGCACAGCCUGGGGUCCUUUGGCCCCCAUGCUGGAGUUUGUCUCUGCACAAACAGGACUGCCCAUAGUGGCUGUAGGAGGGGGAGCGGGGCUGGGGAGGAUGCCACAGGAAUCAGGUUCCAUCUUUCUCCAGUUCAGCUCCUCCACUGCCCUCCAAUUAGAGGUCAUCUUUGAGGUGCUGGAGGAGUAUGACUGGACUGCCUUUUCCGUGGUGUCCACGCGUCACCAUGGCUACCAGGAUUUCCUGUCUGUGGUGGAAGGCCUGACGGAUGGCUCGUUUAUCGGCUGGGAGAAGAAGAGUGUGGUGAUCCUGAACGUGACCGACGACCCUGGGGGGGCACGCACGCGCAGGCUGCUGAAGGAGAACGAGGCGCAGGUACGUUUGCUGUACUGUUCCCAGGAGGAGGCCGAGCUGGUUUUCCGAGCCGCCUGGGCCGCCGGCCAGGCUGGAGCCUCACACAUGUGGUUUGCUGUGGGGCCAGCUCUCUCAGGUUUGGGCAUGGAGAGCCUGCCCCGGGCUCUCUUUGCUGUGCGUCCCCAGGGCUGGAGGGACGAACCUCGCCGGAGGAUUGCCCGGGGUGUGUCUGUGCUGACUCACGGGGCAGUGGCGAUGCGCAAGGAUUAUGGAACCACGGGUGGGCCAAACUUUGUCACCAACUGCAUGACGGAUGCCAAUCAGACCCAGAGACUGCGGGGCAGGAUGAGGUAUUUCAGCAACAUCACACUUGGUGGUCGAGACUACUCCUUCAAUAGUGAUGGUUACCUGUCAAACCCUUUCCUGGAUGUAAUUUCCUGGACACCUGGACGUGGAUGGGAAGAUGUAGGCUGGUGGGAGAACGGCGUGCUGAGGCUGCGGUACCCGGCCUGGUCCCGCUAUGGGCCAUUCCUUAAACCACCGGAUGAUGCCCAGCACCUGCGCGUUGUCACGCUGGAGGAAAGGCCAUUUGUCAUAGUGGAGCUGGCAGACCCUGCAUCUGGGACCUGCAUCCGUGACUCAGUGCCCUGCAGACGACCCCUUAAUGCCAGUGCAAUCCAUGAGGGUGUGGCUCCCAUGAAGCAGUGCUGCAAAGGCUUCUGCAUUGACAUCCUCAAAAGAUUGGCCAAGAUUGUUGGCUUCACCUAUGACCUUUACUUAGUGACCAAUGGGAAACACGGGAAGAAAAUUGAUGGGGUUUGGAACGGCAUGAUUGGAGAGGUGGUAUACAAGCGAGCGGACAUGGCCAUUGGCUCGCUGACCAUCAAUGAGGAGAGGUCAGAGGUUGUGGAUUUCUCAGUCCCUUUUGUGGAGACGGGGAUCAGUGUCAUGGUCUCUCGUAGCAAUGGAACUGUAUCACCAUCCGCUUUCUUAGAGCCCUACAGUCCAGCAGUGUGGGUGAUGAUGUUCGUCAUGUGCCUGACCGUGGUGGCUGUGACCGUCUUCAUUUUUGAGUUCUUCAGCCCUGUGGGCUACAACCGCAGUCUCCAGAAUGGCAAGAAGGCUGGAGGGUCUACUUUCACUAUAGGAAAGUCUGUAUGGCUUUUGUGGGCCAUUGUCUUCAACAACUCUGUGCCAGUGGAGAACCCCAGAGGAACCACCAGCAAGAUCAUGGUGCUGAUCUGGGCCUUCUUUGCUGUCAUCUUUCUGGCCUCCUACACUGCUAACCUGGCUGCUUUCAUGAUCCAGGAGGAGUACAUUGACACAGUGUCAGGCCUUUCAGACAAGAAGUUUCAGCAUCCAGAGGAGCAGUACCCACCUCUGAAGUUUGGCACAGUGCCCAACGGGAGCACAGAAAAAAACAUCCGCUCCAACUACCCAGACAUGCACCAGUACAUGGGCAAAUACAACCAGAAAGGAGUGGAGGACGCCAUACUCAACCUCAAGACCGGGAAACUGGAUGCUUUUAUUUAUGAUGCUGCAGUAUUGAACUAUAUGGCCAGGAAGGACGAAGGUUGUAAGGUGAUGACCAUAGGCUCGGGGAAGGUUUUUGCCACCACAGGCUACGGUAUCGCCCUGCACAAAAACUCACGCUGGAAACGUCCUCUUGACCUGGCCCUGCUGCAGCUGGUGGGAGAUGAUGAGAUUGAGAUGCUGGAGCGCCUCUGGCUGUCAGGUAUUUGCCAUAAUGACAAAAUUGAGGUGAUGAGCAGUAAACUGGAUAUUGACAACAUGGCCGGGGUCUUCUACAUGCUGCUGGUGGCUAUGGGCCUCAGUCUGCUGGUGUUUGCCUGGGAACACUUGGUCUACUGGAAGCUGCGCCACUGCAUGGCCACCAGUUCUGGGAAAUUGGACUUUCUUCUAGCAAUCAGCAGGGGCAUGUAUAGCUGUUGUAGCUUUGAGGAUGAAACAGCGCCAGGUGGAGCUAAAUCUUUGCCUACUCAUCACCACACUGCAAUGGUUACAGUCCCAUCCCAGCCACAUGUUGUUUCAACAUCUAUGACCAACCCAGCUAUUGCCAUGGCGCAACAGCAGCAACCACCACAACAGCAGCAACCACAGCCCGCCUACAAAACACCUCUACCGGGCUCUCCUCCCACCGUGGUGCAUUCUGGGACAGCACUGGGUCCCUCCAACACCCCCAUUGCUGGUGCACCCCUCCCUUGCUCCACCUUCCUGCCUCGGCCAGACCGUAGACUGGCUGUCGUGGAUCGUUGGAGGCUGCCCAAAUCUGCUACAGCUACCAACCCUAUGGCUGUAAGGGGGACCAUCACUGACAUGGGACCCUUUGCUCAGAAAGUCCCACCAAACUGGGCUUCAUCUACUGGAGGGGGUGGGGGACUUGAUGGCUAUAAGAGAUACUAUGGUCCCAUUGACCCUGAGGGACUGGGGCCCUGCAUGGAGCAGCAGGCAGGGUCCCAGACCCCCAAGACUAUGCCCAGGGGGGCCGUUAAGUCUCUGGGCACUCCUAGACUGCCUCCUAAGAGUCAGGCCCCUCUGCCUCCUACACCCCCACUGCCACACCCCUCUCCCCCUCUCCCCUCAUCCUUCUGGAGGAAGCGCAGGCCCAAGAAGCCCAAAGAGCCUGGAGGGCCACUGUAUGAGAACAUUCUGCCCCUGGGGCGGAGGGGAGGAGCACGAGAUGGAGUGAGGGAGGGAGGAGGGAGGAGGGCACGCCCCCUCUCUCCCCCGCUCUCACUUCCUGUGCCAGUACCCCUCAGCCCCUCCUAUACCCCUCCUUCUCCGUCUGCCUCCUUGCACUACACGUCCUCAUCCUCUUCGUCAACCAUGUCAUCCACAUCCACAUCUUCAUCUGCCUCAUCCUCUCGCUCCACCUCUCCCACCUACUCUUACAGCUCCUCCAGGAGCACGCGAGAAAGGACUGGAGGAAUAGAUGGAGAGGAUGAUGAUGACGAUGAGGAGCUGACAGAGGAGUCAAGCCUCCUCCUUGGCAGGGGGAGGGAGAGAGAACGUUCAAUCAUCCGGCCUCGUUCCCUCAGCCAUGGGCGCCUGCCUCCACCUAUACCCCCCAGGAAACCACGCACAUCCUGGGGUGACAGAGAAAGAGAACGAGAAAGGGAGAGAGGGGGGAGCCAACUGUCUCAGCUCCAAGAGUGGUGGGCAAGCUGGAGUGAGAGAGAGAGGAGUGGAGCAGGUGGAGAUUCUGAGAGGCAAAAAAGGGAAAAGAAGAGGAGAAAAGAGAAGGAGAAAGAGAAGAAGAAAAAGAAAAAGAACAAAAAGAGGAAAAAGAGGGAAGAACGGGAAAGAGAGCGAGAGAGAGAAAGGAAGCGGCGAAAAGUGAAAAAGAAGAAGAAGAAGGCACUGAAGACAAAGAAGAGGGGGAAAUCCACUGGAGGAAAACGUUCUGAGCCAGAGGAGGGAGAUGUAGAGCCGGAGAGGGAAGGAGAGGCAGAAGGAGAGAGGGAAGGAGGAAUACAAGACUACUCCUCCUUUUCAGCUCAGUAUCGGAGCACAUUUGGGGAAAAAGGGCGGGAUUCAUGGGAAGGAGAUAGGGAGAGAGGCAGGAGAGAAGGAGGAGACGAGGGCAAUGACAGGGAAGAGGAGGACAGCGGCAGAAGCAGAGAGAGGCAUCCCAAAUCUUCACACUCUCAUUUCAGACAUCGUACCCCUAGUAAGCGCUACCCUAACCUCAACAAACUCCCUGCAUCAGUCAAAUUUUGGGUGAACGGAAGAGGAGAUGACUCCAAUACUCCUCCAACAUCCCUUCACCCACUCCUUCCAUCCUCCAAGCGGAGACGAAGUGGGGGGAUGGACAGAGAAGAUAGUGGUAGAGUUGGAGAGCGGCGUCCUUUGUUAAUGCAUUAUGAAAAAGAGAAAGCACAGACAAGAGAAGGCCUGUCCUUCCAUGAGUGGGACUCAGAAGAUGAUGAGGAUGAUAAUAAUGAGGAAGAGGAAGAGCGGGAGAGACUGAGGGAGCGGGAGGAAAGGGGAAGGAGAGCAGGUAGGGGAACAGUGUCUGAGUCAGAGAGGGACAGGGCCAGGGCAGAGGACAGUUAUUCAGAUGAGGGCUCAUCAGGGGAGUUUGGCCAUUUUGAAAGGUACUGGGAUGGAGGCGCAGGAGGAAGCAGUACUGGAAUAGGAGGCAUAGGUGGAGGAGGCUGGUUCUUUGGCACCUACCCCUCCAGAGAGAAGGGGGGCAGUAUCAAUAGUCGAGAUGAUUCCUUACUAGGGACUCGGGCAGAGGGAUGGAUUGGUGCUGAUUUCUGGGGUUCAGGGACAGGUGUAGGUUGGGGAUCAGAGGGAGGGAGUGGAGGGCUCGGCUCACAGUGGCCGCCACCCCCCGCAGCCUUCCCUCCUCCCAGAAGAUACUGGUCAAUGGACAAGAUACCCGUGAAGGGAGAGAGAUGGAAGAGUGGAGUUGGGAAGAGCAAGGGGAGAGCGAGGGACACAGGGGAAGAAGCAGGAAGGGCCACCAUGUGUUCCUGUAACCUUUACCCCCAACCCCAUCCCUACCCACAUCCCCACAGUCGCUCACACACCUCCCACUCCAAGAGAGGAACCACAGCGCUUUCCCAUAGCCAGGAAGAGCUUCUCCCCCACUGCCACAGCUUCAGCGGGGGCUCUCGCCCCAAGCCUCUGCCUCCCAAACCAGAUCCCAUUCAGGCCAAAUCUGGCAGCCAAUCUAACCUCAGCCUCAGCACACAGCCCACAGACCAUCCACCUCAGGCUUCACCGUCGCCACCCCAGGGGCCGUCCAUGUCUCCCACCUCCCUCCCGAUGCCCAUCCCGCCUCCGCCCUCCUCAUCCUCCGUCUCACCACCAGCAGGGGUUGGGAUGGCAGGCCAGGGCCAGGCCCAGGCCUCAGCCAGUGCCAAACUCCAGUAUCAGAGACUACGCUCGGUGCCACAGCCACGGAGGUUCUACUCCCCCCACCUGCCACUCAAAGCCAAGAGCCUGUGCUCGCGCCGAGGGUCGGCCCAUUUCUCCAGCCUGGAGAUGAGGGCGACAGUGAGACGCCACACCAGGGUGAGCUACAUCCGUUUGGAUGGUUCCCAUGAUGACGAGAGUGAAGGCGAGGCUGCAUCACAGAGGACAGCAGCCCCAGAACUUCUCCUCCGCUCAGAACUGAGCUUUGUGAUGUCAUCUUCGGUUAUCCUCCCCUCCCCGAGUCACAACUAUGGAUAA